AUGAAGACAUACGCUCGUUCAAAUGUCAAGUGUACUGGUCAGCAAGAAACCAAUCGGGAGACAUCUGUCUUCAUGGUGGAACCCGGGGCCACACUGAAAAAUGUGAUUAUCGGUAAAGAUCAAAUGGAAGGUGUACAUUGCGCUCAGAACGAUUGCAAGAUUGAAAAUGUGUGGUGGGAUGACGUUUGUGAGGAUGCGCUGACUAUCAAGGGUGGGUCAGCCAACAGUAUGACACAGGUGAUCGGUGGUGGUGCGCGGUCGGCUCAUGACAAAAUUAUUCAGCACAAUGGUUUGGGAACCGUCUCAAUUGAAGGAUUUUAUGCACAAGAUUUUGGUAAACUCUACCGCUCAUGUGGAACUUGCAGCAAUACGUCUCGUAAGGUGACCCUCACGAACGUGUUGGCCGUGAACGGCAAGGUGAGUGUCGCGACUGUCAACAAGAACUGGAAUGACCAGGCAAAGCUUCAGAAUAUUAUAAUCAGAGGGAAAAGGAUCGCUGUAUGUCAGUGGUCGGAGGGUUCCAUUUUAGGAAAUCCUAAAACUGUUGGUGCCGGCCCAUCGGGCUCACUCUGUCAAUACUCUAAUAGUACUAUAACCUAUGCGUAA
Messenger RNA from Plasmopara halstedii, 606 nucleotides. RefSeq names its product polysaccharide. The transcript has a single exon. Gene Ontology annotation, molecular function: pectate lyase activity. Gene Ontology annotation, biological process: pectin catabolic process. Lineage: Eukaryota; Oomycota; Peronosporomycetes; Peronosporales; Peronosporaceae. The record is from RefSeq and is a predicted model, not a curated record. Gene Ontology annotation, cellular component: extracellular region. Bases 1 to 606 code for a protein of 201 amino acids.